AUGCUCCUGGCUGCAGUCCUCGCCUCUGCCCUGCUCCUCUGCUCCGUGGAUGGCCAGAGGUGCUCAACCCUGACGGGGAUUCUGGACGUCAACUUCCUCAUCGGCAAGCUGCAGAAAGACCCACCUUCAAAAUGCAACUGCAGCGCCAACGUGACCAGUUGUUUGUGUCUGCCCAUCCCUUCUGAUGACUGCAUCGGACCAUGCUUCCGAGAGGGGCUGUCACAGCUGACCAACACCACGGUGCAAACAAGACACCCACUGGUUUUCAGUCGGGUGAGAAAAACAGUUGAAGUCCUAAAGAACAACAAGUGCCCAUUUUUUGCCUGUGAACAGCCGUGCAACCGAACCACAGCGGGCAACACGGUGACAUUUCUGACGAGUCUCCUGGAAGUUUUCCAGAAGGAAAAGAUGAGAGGGAUGAAAGGAAAAGCAUGA
Propithecus coquereli (Coquerel's sifaka) is the source of this 435-nucleotide messenger RNA. RefSeq names its product interleukin 9 (gene IL9). Bases 1 to 435 code for a protein of 144 amino acids. The transcript is spliced from 5 exons. The record is from RefSeq and is a predicted model, not a curated record. NCBI's taxonomy places the organism in Eukaryota, Metazoa, Chordata, Mammalia, Primates, Indriidae.